Peromyscus eremicus (cactus mouse) is the source of this 183-nucleotide messenger RNA. Its product is annotated as ATP synthase subunit ATP5MJ, mitochondrial-like. The transcript has a single exon. Gene Ontology annotation, cellular component: mitochondrion. The record is from RefSeq and is a predicted model, not a curated record. The coding region runs from base 1 to 183 and encodes 60 amino acids. Lineage: Eukaryota; Metazoa; Chordata; Mammalia; Rodentia; Cricetidae.
AUGCUUCAAAGCCUUACUAAGAAUGUCUGGGUCCCCAUAAAACCCUACUAUACCCUGGUUUACCAGGAAAUUUGGGUAGGGAUGGGGUUAAUGACCUUCAUCAUUUAUAAAAUCAGGAGUACUAAUAAAAGAAGUAAAGCUUUGAAACGCUCCAGUCCUGAACCUGCCCACAGCCAUCAUUAA